GCGCAGCAGCUACCACCACCACCGUUUACAGUCAUGCAAAUCGGAAUACUCGACUUCCUAGCGAUCAUUUUCUCGAUAUCUGUCAGUCUAGCUAUAUUCGUUCCCCUCACAGGAGUACUUGUAAGGUUCAGGGCGAACUACAAUCCCAAGGGACUCCAGUUGGACGCAGAGGGCGGUGCUCAACCACACACCGGUCCGGUAGUCCAGUCGUACUUUGGGAUGAUGAGAAGGGUCUACAACAUUGAGGGGGUUCUCGGGCUGUACAAGGGUUUCAUGCCAACUUUGCUGAGUACCGCGUUCGUGACUGGGCUCAUCAUCGCUUUCAUGGAUACACCGAAACCCUCCCAUGGGAAGUACCGCGCUCCAGAAGCGAGCAUACUGGGCACCUUGUUUUAUAGCACCCUUUUGAUGUUAAUAUCGCUUCCGACGUCUAUCAUGACAUAUCGCGCAAUCACGACUCCACUGAGGCUUCCUUGGCUCAACGCUGCCAAGUCCCUCCGGGUGCUACUGACUCCGACUGAACGCCGUCGACCAUGGAUACUUUAUCUCACCCCAGGCUUGUUGGCAGCAGAAGUUUCCCAUAUUGCUGUUGUCGUGAUGGGACUCAAUCCUUUACGUCGACUCCUCCUACCCAGUCAGACCGUCAAGUUCUUUGAGGAAGUCUCAUACUUGAAGUUUGGAAUCUACUUGAUCAUUCUCUCUCUGAGCGUCAUCGUUCUCGCUCCCUUGGAAGUGAUGGCGACGCGUCUGGCAAUUCAACGCAACCACUCUUCCACGGAAUAUAAUUCCGUAUCCCAAGAAAUUACCGGGGAUGCUGAAGGGCCAAACGAAUUUUCUGGGACUGAUGAAGAUGUCAUUGGUCUAAGAAAUGAAGAGGAUCCGUACCUUGGACUGGUGGAUUGUGCCAAGAGAAUUGCUGAUGAGGAGGGUUGGAAGGCAUUAUAUCGGGCGUGGUGGAUUACUUUACUGGGGACUUUUGGGAGUGUCAUAUCUGUUUAAUUCAUUUGAACAUAAUUUCGUGACUCGGAUCGACCUUGUUAUCUGUAAUACAGCUCAUUUCUUUCAGCGCGACUGCC
This is a messenger RNA of Marasmius oreades (fairy-ring Marasmius), 1076 nucleotides long. RefSeq lists its product as uncharacterized. The record is from RefSeq and is a predicted model, not a curated record. Gene Ontology annotation, biological process: NAD transmembrane transport. Gene Ontology annotation, molecular function: NAD transmembrane transporter activity. The coding region runs from base 34 to 999 and encodes 321 amino acids. The transcript is spliced from 6 exons. Lineage: Eukaryota; Fungi; Basidiomycota; Agaricomycetes; Agaricales; Marasmiaceae.